Odobenus rosmarus divergens (Pacific walrus) is the source of this 2626-nucleotide messenger RNA. It is a transcript of the gene APBA2, whose product is annotated as amyloid beta (A4) precursor protein-binding, family A, member 2. The transcript has 12 exons. Gene Ontology annotation, cellular component: plasma membrane; cytoplasm; dendritic spine. Gene Ontology annotation, molecular function: amyloid-beta binding; protein binding. The record is from RefSeq and is a predicted model, not a curated record. NCBI's taxonomy places the organism in Eukaryota, Metazoa, Chordata, Mammalia, Carnivora, Odobenidae. Gene Ontology annotation, biological process: chemical synaptic transmission. The coding region runs from base 43 to 2307 and encodes 754 amino acids.
AGUGGCUGCCUGCAGGUGACCAUGGCCGUGUGAGCGUCUGCCAUGGCCAACCGGAAGCGUCAGAGCACGGCGAGCAGCAUGCUGGACCACAGGGCGAGGCCGGGCCCCAUGCCCCAUGGCCAGGAGCCCGAGAGCGAGGACACGGAGCUGCCCCUGGAGGAGUAUGUGGCCAAGGGCCUGGAGCUGGCCACCCUGCGGCCCGAGAGCCCCACGCCCCCGGACCAGGGGUGCCACGACCACAGCCCUGAUGGGGACUCCAGCUCUGACUACGUGAACAACACCUCCGAGGAGGAGGAUUACGAUGAGGGCCUCCCCGAGGAGGAGGAGGGCAUCACCUACUACAUCCGCUAUUGCCCCGAGGACGACAGCUACCUGGAGGGCAUGGACUGCAACGGGGAGGGGUACCUGGCUCACGGCACCCGCCACCUGGAGACGGACGAGUGCCAGGAGGCGGUGGAGGAGUGGACAGACUCGGCAGGCCCGCGCCCACACGGCCACGGGGACGAAGGCAGCCCGGACUUCCGGGACGGCCACCUCCCCAUCCCGGAGGAUGAGGCCUCUGUCCUGGAGGCCCAGGACCAGGAAGAAGGUGUCCACUACUGCCCUGGGGAGGAGGGCUACCAGGACUACUACCCCACGGAGGCCAACGGGAACACGGGCAACGCCUCCCCCUAUCGUCCGAGGCGUGGGGACGGGGGCCUGGAGGACCAGGAGGAGGACAUCGACCAGAUUGUGGCCGAGAUCAAGAUGAGCCUGAGCAUGACCAGCAUCACUAGCGCCGGCGAGGCCAGCCCCGAACAUGCCCUGGUGCGGGGGCCCGAGCCGGGGCCCGGGGACUCCACGGAGGCCUGCCCGCCCGGCGAGGCCAGCCACGACCCUAGCAGACAUGAGGGAAGACCCAAGUCACUGAACCUCCCUCCUGAGGCCAAGCACUCCGGAGACCCCCAGAGAGGCUUCAAGACCAAGUCCAGGACUCCAGAGGAGAGGCCGAAGUGGCCCCAAGAGCAGGUGUGCAAUGGUUUGGAGCAGCCGAGGAAGCAGCAACGCUCUGAUCUCAAUGGACCCGUGGACAAUAACAACACCCCAGAGACAAAGAAGGUGGCAUCAUUUCCAAGUUUUGUGGCUGUUCCAGGUCCCUGUGAACCAGAAGACCUCAUUGAUGGGAUCAUCUUUGCUGCCAACUACCUGGGGUCCACCCAGCUGCUCUCAGAACGUAACCCUUCCAAAAACAUCAGGAUGAUGCAGGCUCAGGAAGCCGUCAGCCGGGUCAAGAGGAUGCAAAAGGCUGCUAAAAUCAAGAAAAAAGCGAAUUCGGAGGGGGAUGCCCAGACUCUGACCGAAGUGGAUCUUUUCAUCUCCACCCAGAGGAUCAAGGUGUUAAAUGCAGACACACAGGAGACCAUGAUGGACCACGCCUUGCGUACCAUCUCCUACAUCGCGGACAUUGGGAACAUCGUGGUGCUGAUGGCCAGGCGCCGCAUGCCCCGGUCGGCCUCUCAGGACUGCAUCGAGACCACCCCUGGGGCCCAAGAGGGGAAGAAGCAGUACAAGAUGAUCUGCCACGUGUUCGAGUCUGAGGACGCCCAGCUGAUUGCACAGUCCAUCGGCCAGGCCUUCAGCGUGGCCUACCAGGAGUUCCUGCGCGCCAACGGCAUCAACCCCGAAGACCUGAGCCAGAAGGAGUACAGCGACAUCAUCAACACCCAGGAGAUGUACAACGAUGACCUCAUCCACUUCUCCAACUCCGAGAACUGCAAGGAGCUGCAGCUGGAGAAGCACAAGGGCGAGAUCCUGGGCGUGGUGGUGGUGGAGUCAGGCUGGGGCUCCAUCCUGCCCACGGUGAUCCUGGCAAACAUGAUGAACGGCGGCCCGGCAGCCCGCUCGGGGAAGCUGAGCAUCGGGGACCAGAUCAUGUCCAUCAACGGCACCAGCCUGGUGGGGCUGCCCCUCGCCACCUGCCAGGGCAUCAUCAAGGGUCUGAAGAACCAAACGCAGGUGAAGCUCAACAUUGUCAGCUGUCCGCCGGUCACCACGGUCCUCAUCAAGCGGCCAGACCUCAAGUACCAGCUGGGCUUCAGCGUGCAGAACGGGAUCAUCUGCAGCCUCAUGCGAGGGGGCAUCGCAGAGCGAGGAGGCGUCCGAGUCGGCCACCGCAUCAUUGAGAUCAACGGGCAGAGUGUGGUGGCCACGGCCCAUGAGAAGAUAGUCCAGGCUCUUUCUAACUCGGUCGGAGAGAUCCACAUGAAGACCAUGCCUGCCGCCAUGUUCAGGCUCCUCACGGGCCAGGAGACCCCGCUGUACAUCUAGGCCUACCCAGCCUGCACCGCCCAGCCCGCCUGGGUUCAGAGGAGCCUGAAAGGCUGGACCCAGGACCUGACCCCUGACCCCACAGCCCGCCCAAGGACACUGGCUCCUCCGAAGGGCGUGCCCUCACCACCCACUUUUUUUUUGGACAAAAAGGGGGGAUGUCUUCAUCAAAGGAGAGUCACAGGAAGCAUCUCUGUAGAACAGUCACGUGUUUUGCCCAUUCUGACCCGUCUUCUUGUUGCGACGGACAAGGCUGUUUCCCUGUAGCUGUGUGUGGUGUGGAGUGUGUCUUUCCUCCCUGAAGCCGUGGAGAGCGGAC